This is a messenger RNA of Haliotis rubra (blacklip abalone), 1608 nucleotides long. Its product is annotated as peptide methionine sulfoxide reductase-like. Lineage: Eukaryota; Metazoa; Mollusca; Gastropoda; Lepetellida; Haliotidae. Gene Ontology annotation, molecular function: peptide-methionine (S)-S-oxide reductase activity. The coding region runs from base 367 to 765 and encodes 132 amino acids. The record is from RefSeq and is a predicted model, not a curated record. The transcript has 5 exons.
AGACACAGAAAUCAUACAGUGUCGGGAGUGUAGACACAAACAGUGUUACACAACUGAUCGAUUUUCGUUACGAACGGGCGUCUUCUGUUCAGACAUAUAAAGUCAACAGGAAUUUAGUCUACAAGGUUUACUCAGGUGUGACAGUGUCUAGCAGGAAGCAUGAGGAAGCACCUUGCUACGUUUGCCAUGAGCUGAUUUUGGUUCCCGGAGGCACAAUUUGGUUGUGCCCCGGGAGUGAUUGGCACCCGAGUGGGGUUCACAGGGGGGACAACUCCCAACCCCACCUACAGAAACUUGGGUGACCACACAGAGACUGUGGAGGUUGUGUUUGAUCCCGAGGUAACCAGUUUCCGUUCUCUACUGGGGAUGUUCUGGAAGAAUCAUGACCCAACAUCCUCCCGCAGCAGGCAGUACAUGUCGGCCAUUUUCUACCAAGAUGAUGAGCAGAGGAAGUUGGCAGAACUUACUAUGAAGGAACAGCAGGGUAAUCGAGCCCGACCCAUCGCCACGGUGAUUACCAAGGCAAAGACUUUCUAUAAUGCUGAGGACUAUCACCAGAAGUAUAUGCUGCGUCACUAUCCAGACAUCAUCCAGUCGCUCCACCUCACUGACGAAGAAAUCAUCACAUCAUCUGUUGCUGCCCGACUCAAUGGCUACCUUGGUGGGAACGGAACUCUUGAGCAGUUCAACGAGGAAUGUCCCGCAUUUGGUCUGUCAAGGAGUCAAGUGGAGCUUGUCAGGAAGAAGGUCAACAGUCGCAUGUAGUCCCAGAUGGCGCUGAUCCUAUCCCUAACCCAGUCCCGACAGAAACCCUACCCCUAACACAAUCCCUGAAUCUAGGCCUAGCCCUGGCUCAGUCCUGACCCAAACUCUAGCAUUGCCACAAUCAGUAACCAAGCCCAAGCCUUGACACAAUCUCAAAACACAAUCCCAACCAAAGUGCUAGGUCUAAUACAGCCCAACCCAAACCUAGCCCUAGCCCUAGCCCUAAUACAUCCCCUACCUGAGCUCUGACACAAUCUCCAAACACAAUCACUACCCAGUGUCUCAUCCUGGCCCCAUCACUAUCCCAACACCAGCCCUAGCCCCAAACACAAGUCCUACCACAUCCCAAGCCCUAGCUCUAAUACAGUCCCCACCUAAACUCUUGACCUUGCCCAAACACUGUCCCCACAAAGCCCUUGUUAAAGCCUAAAAAUGAUUCCUAUCCAAGGCCUUGAUCUAGCCCUUGAUGAUGUAAAUUAUUUCUUCUGAGCAGGCAACUGCUUCCAUGUAUCUUACCAAAUACUUGUGAUCAACUUAGGACCAGUCAUAUAUUAUGUGGAGAAUUCAGGCUGGGAAUUGUCGUUGUGAACUGAAAGUAAACCCCUUCUUGUACAGAUUUUGUUUUUUGGACUGACCCGAUGGAUCCUAAUUGUCAAGGUACCCGAGACAUUAUGUAGUCAGGAUUUUACCUUGUCCUAUAAAACUUAGGGUCCAGAGAAAGCCAGUUAAAUACUUCUAAGAUUUACAGAAUACCUGAGGACAUUGUAAUGUACAGAAAUAAGGUUGUGUUGUGAAUUAUUGUGUACAACUUUAUGUUUCUUGUUGAGAAUCUUCUACAAUGAA